UAUUUAAUAUUUAAUAUUUAAUAUUUAAUAUAAUAUCAUCAGUUUUAAUAUAAGUAUUAAAUAGAUAAUAAAAACAUUUCACAAGACUUAAAUGCUUGAAACAAUUGUGUUUUCGCAAAAUGCAAAAUAUGUAUUGCUAUAAACGUUCAGUGUUAAAUCAAUGUGUAUUAAUAUUUGAAGCAAACAACCAUGAUUUAAUGAAUAGUCGAUACUUACACAACUGUUAACCAAGAAAUUGAUACGCAGACACUACAAACGUGAAAAUUAAAACAAAACAAAUUCUAUUGAGCAUUAAUGAUUACUUCAAAGAUAUUGGACAAUAAAAUGGAUGUAUUUGCAAAGUUAAGAAAUACUGUUAGUAAUACGAUUUCUAACACUGUACAAAACACUGCUUAUGGUUUAUCACAAUUGUCAAAUGUUCUCCCGGGGAACCCGGUUACUAGAGAGUUUGAAAUAAAUGCGCAUAUUGCAAGUGCAGGGCCAGCAUUGCUCUGGAGAGUUUAUAGUGGUUAUAAAAAAUCUACAAAACAAGAAGCAGCAAUUUUCGUAUUUGAGAAACGUGUUCUCGACAAAUUUUCAAAAAACGACAAGGAAUUAAUCUUGGAAACUCUGAAAAGAGGAGUUGCGCAGUUAACAAAAUUGCGCCAUCCACAAAUUUUAACAGUGCAGCAUCCUUUGGAAGAAUCAAGAGACAGUUUAGCAUUUGCAACUGAACCUGUCUUAGCUAGUUUGGCCAAUGUUCUAGGGAAUCAUGAUAAUUUACCUCAGCCAUUACCAAAUAAUUUGAAAGAUUAUAAAUUACAUGAUGUAGAAGUUAAAUAUGGACUUCUACAACUUGGUGAGGGCUUGGCAUUUUUACAUGGGGAUGUUAAACUACUGCACAGAAACUUAUGUCCAGAAUCUAUCGUUGUUAAUAGUCAAGGAGCAUGGAAAAUUUUUGGAUUUGAUUUUUGUGCUUUGAAUCAAAGUGUAGAAGGCAAACAACCACAGUGGUCAUAUAUGGAAUAUGAUAUGUCGAUUUCCUUUGUGGCCCAACCUAACUUGAAUUAUCAAGCUCCAGAGUGCAUUUUAGCAAGUAGCGUUGGUACAGCAAGUGAUAUUUUUUCUUUAGGAAUGUUAGCAUAUAUUUUACAUUCUCCGAUGAAUGUACCUCUUUAUGACUGUAAAAAUGAUUUGUUGAAAUGUAAACAAUUCUUGGAACGUUUCACAAAUUCAACUAUUGCCUCUAAGCUUCUGCCAGUUCCAGAUAACCUUAGAGAUACAGUUAAACUGAUGUUGAAUCAUAAUCCUGAAUUAAGGCCAGAUGCCCAUCAAUUUGUAAAAAUAGAAUAUUUUAUGGAUAUUGGUGUUAAAACACUAAACUAUUUAGAUAAAAUUUUUCAAUGGGACAAUUUACAAAAAUCACAGUUUUAUAAGGGAUUACCACAACUUUUGAAGCAACUACCACACAGAGUUGUACUGCAUAGAGUUCUUCCGGCUUUAUAUAAAGAGUUAAUUAACCCUCCAAUGAUUCCUUUUGUUUUGCCAAGUAUUAUAUAUGCAAUGGACACAAGCACUAUAGAAGAAUUUAGAGAAUAUAUUUUACCAAAUAUUAAACAUAUUUUGACAUUGAGUGAACCACCACAAAUUAGUCUUGUUUUAAUGCAACACGUUGAUUUAUUAUUAAAAUUAUGUACUGCAGAAGUGAUAAAAACAGAUAUAGUUCCAAUGUUACUACAUGCUUUAGAAUCUGAAUGGGAACAAUUGCAAGAAUUAUGUUUAUCAGCUCUACCUAAUAUUACAACAUUGAUCGAAGGACCAGUAAUUAAAAAUGCAAUUUUGCCUCGAAUGAAAAGAAUUUGUUUAUCUGAAAAAGGAUCCAGUAAUAAAAGUCUUGGAGUUAGAGUCAAUUGUUUAUUAUGCCUCGCAAAAAUGUUACCUAAUUUUGAUCGAUGGCUUGUCAUUGAUCAAGUGUUGCCAUUUUUACAAGAAAUUCCACAAUCUAGUGAACCUGCAGUUCUCAUGGCCAUUAUAGGUAUUUAUAGAAUGUUACUAAAUCAUAGCAAAGUGGGAAUGAGUAAAGAAAUAAUAGCUACAAAAGUUUUACCGUUUUUAUUACCUUUGUGUAUUGAACAAAAAUUUAGUUUAUCACAGUACGAAGUUCUUACAAACCUGGUAAUGGAAAUGAUCAAUCGGGUAACAUCAGAGCAUAAAGAAGCUUUGAAACAAUUGGAUGCAAUGCGAUGUGAAACUCAACAAUUUAAUUUAGAGCUUUCAGAAAGUAGCAAUGCAUAUAAAAAAAUUGCUUCGCCUACUGAUAACGUAAAUACAAUUCCGACAAUUCCGCCUCCAAAUACAAGUGCAAAUAUGAAUUUGAAAUCGAUACAAAUUGAAAAUGGAUUGACGAUGGAAGAUAAACUUCGAUUAAUUCAGCAACAAGAAGUACAUCAAAGAUUGCAAUCACAGGCACCGUUAAUACCAACAAGUAUUCAACCUAAAAAGCCUGUAGUGAAAGAUUUAACUGAUACUCUGCUGAAAUCUAAUUUAGAUCAGUUAAAUUUAUCUAUGUCAAAUUCAAGAUCUAAUUAUUCUUGGAAACCACCAAGUUCUAGUCAACAGAUGAAUCCACAAGGACAAAAUUUAUAUUUAAAUAACAAAGGAAAUACUUGUAUUAAUAACGUAAUGAUUCCACAAAAUAAUAUUAAUUAUUCAGUGAAUCAAGAAAAAUUCGCAAUUAAUCAGCUAGAAUUUCAGUCAAAUUUAAAUUCUAAUUCAAGUCAAAAAAUAGAAAAGUCACCUUCUUGCGAUGUAAUGGACUUGCUCAGUUAAUGAUUUUUAAUAAUACAAGUUUCAGAAUGUUAAGUAUUAAGUAAUUUACGAAUAACUAAUUUUAUUAACCAAAUAUAUUAUAACAAUACAAUUUCUUUAUUGUAUUUCUAUUGUUCAAUCUUUGUUACAUAACAAAUAAAAUUUUAAGAGUAACUGAAACAAUAUUAUUUUGAUAUUGACUUUCAUGAUAUAUUGAUAUUUUAAUUUAUUUAUAAUACAAAAAAAAUACGAAAAUGAUUACAUUGGAAAGAACUACGAAACUAGAUAUCUUUAGCACAGGUUGUAUUUAAACAAUGAAAGCAAUGUAAUUAAAAGAAUGGUAGCAUUAGAAAAAUUCUAUUACUUAUAUGCAAAAAAUUUAACAUAAACAAGAUAUUGCAUAAAAGGUGAAAGGCAUAUAAAAAAUUAAACCUUUUUUUAUAUUAAAGUUCGAAUUAUUGCAAAUUAAUAUACACAUGCUUAUAACAUCAUCUUUUGUAAGUAACCUAUAAUAUAAAGUUUGUUUAUAAAAAUAUCUGCACAUAUUUUCUUUCUUUGCUCUACUUUUCAAUAUAUAUUUGUUUAAAACAAUACAUGUUCUCCUUUUUUGUUAUUAGAUUGUAUCAUAUCAAAUUAUUAGUUAUUUUAAUGAAAUUUUAAAUUGUAAAUUGGUAUCAUUUCAUUAGACUAAAAUUAUUAUAAUUAUGUUAGAGUGUGUAUGUUAUGAAAUUAUGAAACCAAUAAUUCGAUCUAGUACAAUCUAUUAUAAAUGCGAUGAUGUUUUACAUAAUGUUUAAGAUCUUUAACUACUUAAAUAUAUAUGUACAAAUUAUUAAUUUUAAAAAUCAUUUAUAUAGUGUCCAUUUAGAAGAUAAUGAUAUAAAAAACAUAUCAGUGUUCUCUCUUCCAAAUCUAGAAAUCUGUAAUUCAAGAGCUGCAUUUAACAACAAUGAUAAUGUGAACUUAUAUUAACAUUAAAAACCGGAAAGGUGUUUACUAAACAAAGUAUGAAA
Messenger RNA from Megachile rotundata (alfalfa leafcutting bee), 3800 nucleotides. Its product is annotated as SCY1-like protein 2. Lineage: Eukaryota; Metazoa; Arthropoda; Insecta; Hymenoptera; Megachilidae. Gene Ontology annotation, molecular function: ATP binding; protein kinase activity. The record is from RefSeq and is a predicted model, not a curated record. Gene Ontology annotation, biological process: protein phosphorylation.